AUGGCGCUGAGCAAACCCUUUUCCCGGCAUGCUCCGCGGAACCGGCCUCCGAGUCCGUACAUUAAGAUGGCGGCGCCUGACCUGUUCUCCCAGCAUGCCCUGCGUGCUGAUUCCAUACUGCAAGGCGGCGGCGACUGUGCCCCUUUCCCGGCAUGCUCCGCGCCUCUCCCUCCCGGCGCGUGUCCGUACGCUAAGAUGGCGGCGCCCGGCGGUAGCUCAGGGCGACGGCUGGUGCAGUACGUGGUGCUGCGGGGGGACCUGCAGCGGGAGCCGCUCUCGUGGCCGCUGGGGGCCCUGGUGGCUCAGGCCUGCCACGCGGCCCUGGCGGUGGUGCAUGCGCACUACGGGCAGGCGGACACCGGGGCCUACCUGGCUGAGGGGGGCAGCAUGAGGACCGUGGUGCUGGAGGCCCUGGAUGAGUGUGCCUUGACGACGCUAGCUGAGACUCUGAAGCAACACAACAUUGAUCACAAAGUGUGGAUAGAGCAGCCAGAGAACAUCGCUACUUGCAUCGCACUCAGACCCUACCCCAAAGAGGAAGUGCACCAACAUCUGAAGAAGUUCAUAUUGCUCAAAUGACCUUUACCCUAGCUUUCCAGUAUAGGUCCCUCACCUUCAUUGUGUCAUACAGACUUAACCAGAACAUGUAGCUUUCCUGGCUGUAAAAAUGGUACAGAUCUAUAUGGAGACAAUAAAGCUGCAUGUGUCCUAAAA
Molecule: messenger RNA, 714 nt
Organism: Dermochelys coriacea (leatherback sea turtle)
Lineage: Eukaryota; Metazoa; Chordata; Testudines; Dermochelyidae
Gene: PTRHD1
Product: peptidyl-tRNA hydrolase domain containing 1
Exons: 2
Coding region: 1-579 (192 amino acids)
Molecular function (GO): peptidyl-tRNA hydrolase activity
Source: RefSeq, a predicted model, not a curated record